Messenger RNA from Meira miltonrushii, 1118 nucleotides. RefSeq names its product putative NSA2-involved in biogenesis of ribosomal large subunit. Lineage: Eukaryota; Fungi; Basidiomycota; Exobasidiomycetes; Exobasidiales; Brachybasidiaceae. The transcript has a single exon. Bases 293 to 1081 code for a protein of 262 amino acids. Gene Ontology annotation, biological process: maturation of 5.8S rRNA; maturation of LSU-rRNA. Gene Ontology annotation, cellular component: preribosome, large subunit precursor; nucleolus. The record is from RefSeq and is a predicted model, not a curated record.
GGUUUUUCCAAUUCUACACGUGUAAAAGGUUACUACUUGUGUAGGAAGAGGAAUUUUUAUUCAAGCCCUGCUUAAGCCGCCACCUAUUAUGGCUUGUAUGCAGGCAAAAAUUUAUCCCGCUUUUGUGCCCAGAAAUUUUUCAAUUUAAGCCUAGAAUUCUUACUGAUUUGCAUAUACAGGCUUACAAGGCACUUGAACGCUGAGAAAUUUUUUGGUUAAACUUGAAUGCUAUCCAUCCAUCCUUCUUUCGUACCACACCAUCUCUAUACCCCCAUAGACUGGCAAUUUCAAGAUGCCGCAAAACGAAUAUAUCGAAGAACAUCAGAGGAGGCAUGGUAAACGAUUGGAUCAUGAAGAGAGAAAGAGAAAGCGUGAGGCUCGUGAGGCCCACAAAGCCAGCGCAGUUGCUCAAAAGACAAUCGGUUUAAAGGCAAAAAUGUUAAACAAAAAACGCAGAACGGAAAAGAUUCAAAUGAAAAAGACUUUAAAACAACACGAACAAAGAGAUGUAAAAGCUGCUUCUACUUCUGCCGAACCAGAUCAAGCAUUACCAACGUAUUUGUUGGAUCGUGAAAAUCAAAAAGACGCAAAAGCUCUUUCAAGCGCAGUGAAAGAGAGAAGAAAGGAUAAAGCAGCUCGUUAUAGCGUUCCUUUGCCACAAGUUCGUGGUAUUGCAGAAGAUGAAGCUUUCAAAGUUAUCAAAACCGGAAAGCGUAAACAGAAAGGUUGGAAGCGUAUGGUCACAAAAGCAACCUUUGUUGGUGAGAGUUUCACCCGAAAGCCUCCAAAGUUGGAGAGAUUCGUUCGACCAAUGGGUCUUCGUUACAAGAAAGCCCAUAUCACCCAUCCCGAUCUCAAGGCAACGUUCCAGCUACCCAUCAUUGGCGUAAAGAAGAACCCUCAAUCGCCCAUGUAUACUCAAUUGGGUGUUUUGACGAAGGGUACUAUCAUUGAAGUGAACGUGAGCGAAUUGGGAAUGGUCACUACCGGAGGAAAAGUUGUUUGGGGUAAAUACGCACAAAUCACAAACAAUCCAGAGAAUGACGGAUGCGUGAAUGGUGUCCUACUUCUUUCAUCAUAGACGCAAUUAUUUAUUCUAUUUACGCAUCAUCUUGUAU